This is a messenger RNA of Enterobius vermicularis (human pinworm), 1020 nucleotides long. The record is from the annotation of a GenBank genome assembly. Lineage: Eukaryota; Metazoa; Nematoda; Chromadorea; Rhabditida; Oxyuridae.
GCGUCAAUUCGUUCAAACUCGGUCUCUGUAAGUUUCGACGUUUUUUUCUGUGUUACAGCUGCACCAUGGGUUACCACCGAGCACACAUAUCUACCAGUUGAACUGGACCAGCAGGUGAAUAUCAGUUGCAGAUACGAUGGUGAACCAAGUCCAGAAGUUACAUGGUUUUUCAAUGCAUUCGUCAUCAAUGAUGCAACGGACGAAAAAUUUAAAAAAAUUAACCGUUAUGCAGUACGACGAUCCAACUACAGUGAAACAAUUAUUCAGAUUAAUAACAUCAAUGAGGAUCAUUUUGGAGAUUAUACCUGUCGAAUAUCCAACAAUUAUGGAACUGAUGAAAAAACAAUUUAUGUUAGUGGUCGACCAGGCCCACCAAGGCUUAGCUUAUCAGAUCAGGUGUUAAAGUGGGAAAUUGAGUCUGUAAAUGCUAUUAUAAUGUACAGAAUUAAAUAUCGAACAUCACAUGAUGAUACCUGGCAAGAUUCUAUUGAAAUCCGCGCUCAAAAGGGCGAUCGUCAGGGGAACACUUGGAAAAGUCGAUAUGAUUUAUCACCAUCAAAAUUUAAACCUGGCAAUGAUUAUGAGCUACAGGUACAAGCGAGGAACUCUUUAGGCUGGGGUUCAUUAGCUCGAUCUUAUAUCGUCUAUAAGGUUCCAGACGCAGAAACUGAAUCUGGUGAGCAUUUCUUUGAAAAUUACAGUUUUUUCAGGCUACGAGAAAUUCAGUAUUUGGGAUCAAUUUACAGAUUUGCUUUGAUUCUUUCCUUUAUAGCAAGCACUGUGGCUACAGAUGAAGCAUCUGAUUCUUUACAUUAUUUCAGCAAAGCCAAGUUCAGCCAAUCAGAUAAACUUCACUUUAUUACCCAUAUCAGCAUUACUAAUGUUAUACGCUUUUUCAAGGAUAUUUUAAACGAACCGGGCGGAUAUACCGUUCCAGUUAAGAGAGUUAAUCUGAAAACAAAGCUUUACCUCACUGGAUAUUUGCUUGCCUUUUUUCGUUUUAAAAACGCUCUCUUCUAG